This is a messenger RNA of Brenthis ino (lesser marbled fritillary), 414 nucleotides long. The record is from the annotation of a GenBank genome assembly. Lineage: Eukaryota; Metazoa; Arthropoda; Insecta; Lepidoptera; Nymphalidae.
AUGAAACAUAUUCUUUUGAAUAUAAUACUUGUAUUUUUCUUUAUGAUUCAUCACAGUACAACAGAAGAAAAUGCUCGAAGCGGAGAAAGUUACAACUUGGAAGAUUCUACAAUUUUAUACCCUUUAAGAUACCAUGUACCAAACUCAGAAAAACCAUAUGAAGCAGACACAACGAGCAAUUAUGACGCAGAAGCAAAUGCGAGUAAUGAUAAAAGUUCCUUUCAUGAUAGACUAAAAGACCUACCAUAUAAAGUAGUCAUGCAGUUAGUAAACAGUGGACAAGAAAUAGGCAAAGGCGUACAGAAAACGUAUCAAGGAAAAUAUUUAGAGGGAACUAUACAAUCCUUUGGUGGAAUAAACGGCCUAUUCAAAGACAGCUUAACCAAUACUCGACGCUUGAUAUUCGGCGACAAC